Messenger RNA from Hydractinia symbiolongicarpus, 1911 nucleotides. RefSeq names its product adipolin-like. The record is from RefSeq and is a predicted model, not a curated record. NCBI's taxonomy places the organism in Eukaryota, Metazoa, Cnidaria, Hydrozoa, Anthoathecata, Hydractiniidae. The coding region runs from base 560 to 1483 and encodes 307 amino acids. Gene Ontology annotation, molecular function: protein binding. The transcript has 7 exons.
UUUUGUAGGUAAAUCUUUAAUAUUUCACAUCCCUGUGCCUGUUCGUUUCCCGUGUGUUCGUUUUCAUCACUAACAUGUUGUCGCACGUAAUAAAGUGGGUUCGUCUGUGGCUCCCAAUUCUAGGUUGAUCUAGGCCUGAUCAUUGACAGGCAGUAUUUUAGUAACGCGCAUGGCGCAUGGCCUUGUGGUUCUGGAGUUCGCUUUCUAAUCACAAGGUCUGUGGUUCGGUCCAAAGGUCGGGCAUAUUUAGCGAGUGCCUUUACCACAGCUACGGGUCAACCCAUACCAUGUAAGGAAAAUUGGGUAGGUAUUGCCGGUGUAUACUUAAUGUAUACAUUCCGAACACAGGACCCACAUUGAUAACAGUGUAUCCAACGCUGGAGUGGCUUUCCUGUAUAAAUAUUCGGAAUAAUAAUAACAAUAAUUUCAAUUUCAUACCUACUUUUGUUUGUCUUCACGCACUUCACCAUGCAAAGUCAGGUAUUAGUAUUGGUAUUGAAACUCCCAUUUUUUAUAGAGACAGGAAGAAAUACGCCGUACCAACCUUUACUCACGCAAAAUGAGAUCUCACGUGAUUUCAGCAGUUUUUGUCAUUUUUCUCUCUGCGGUGAGAUGUCAGAAAUAUCUCCGACUAAAUGCAACGAUGCAAAGAGCUAUUUUGCAGACCGGAAGAAAUAUUUUUGGUGUUGAUGGCGAUGGCCGUUUGACACAGUCUUCAAAAGGAAUUCGAAAACCAAAUUCAGCAAAGACAUUGGAUAUGCUGCAACAAAUAGAUGGUGAAAACUAUCCACAUAAAGGGAAGAAAAAGAGGAAAGGAAAGCACAACAACAAAAAAGCAUGGUCACUAAAAAACAUGGGACCAAUUGGCCCACGUGGUCCCCCUGGUCCCGCUGGAAUAGAAGCAUCUGUAACAAGAGUCAUAUCAAAAUUAAGAAGAGUGCUUCGAACCAAAACUUUGCAACCACAAACGCGAAGCGGAAGGUUUACAUCAUCUUUGUCAAACAUGAUGGCAGUGGCUAUUCCUGAUAUAUUAGCAGGCUUCUCUGCAACAACUGAAUCAAGCACACGUCUAGUUCCUAAAAGUAAUACAGAAUUAAAAGGAUACGAGGUGUCAAAAACUGGAUGCUUUGUACGAGGCAGCGCAAUAGAUCUUACUACUGGUCGCUUCACUGCACCCAUAAGAGCAAUGUAUAGCUUUCAUGCAACUAUCCACCUUGCUCUACCACAUGACGUUAAAGAUUGGGUUCGAAAAGAUUUUUUGACAGUCCACAUAUGUAUUGAUGGAAAAUGCAGCAAAAACUCAGGUAUCAAGACAACGUCUGGGAUUGGAACCAACAGCAGAAUCUUUUCAGUGAAUGUGAGUGGACACUGUUAUCUCCAGGCAAAACAAUAUGCAUCCAUUUACGUUCGCAACAACUCGCCCCGGCACCUUUUAGUUGCACUCAGAGGUUCAUAUUUUACUGGCAUGAUGGUUGGAACAUAGUUGGAUAUAACUGGAAUAUAUUCAGUUGCAAUCGAUGGGUAAUAUUGCGACUCUUGAAUAAAAGUUCAUUGUAUAUAGUGUAGAUAAAAUAAGUCAAAAUGUGUAAUUUAUGUCCAAUUCCAAGUUCUUUUCCUGGAAGAGAAUUAAAAAACUGAGUAGUUGCUAUAAAAAUUGAACUACUUUGGAAGAGCAACAAUAUUAAAGAUUAACGAUUCUAUACCCUGCCACUUAACAAGUCAAGCCCAGCUCAAGCAACAUAAUUUUAUAAAAGCAUUUUUAAAACAUUUCUCCAAUUAUUUUCUGUUUAAGUUGGCUUUAGGAGACAAACAGGUCUUUACGAAUGUGUGUAGAUAUAUGUAGAUAUAUGUAAUUUAUACCAAAUGGUGAAUUGCGAAUAAUUUGCUGCAAAGGCUACAAAUAAGAGAGCA